CCAGUGGAGACGUGCAGUUUGGUUUCACUUUUGUCUUUUCCUUCAGUUCUUUGAUUUGAGUUGGGGAACGACUCCUUUUUUAUCGGCUGAGUGUUCCAAGUUGAAGGACUGUAAACCAAACGUAUGGCUGCUGAGGUAGAUUCUGUGUCUCAGAGUGCUGUGAGACUGAAGCAGGAGCUCUCUCUCCUUCAUGGUGUUUGUAUCAUUGUGGGCAACAUGAUCGGCUCUGGCAUCUUCAUCUCGCCAAAGGGGGUUCUGAUCUACACAGGCUCAUUUGGCUUGUCACUGGUCGUGUGGGCCGUUGGAGGUGUGUUUUCGGUGUUUGGGGCGUUAUGCUUUGCUGAGUUGGGCACAACUAUCCGUAAAUCUGGAGCCUCCUAUGCCUACAUCCUGGAGUCCUUUGGAGGCUUCUUGGCUUUUAUUCAACUGUGGACAUCGUUGCUGAUUGUAUGGCCAGCAGAUCAGGCAGUGAAGGCGCUGACUUUCUCCAUCUACCUUGUCCAGCCCUUCUACCCAACCUGUCCUGUCCCUUAUGAUACCGUCCGUCUCAUCGCCGUUGCUAUCAUUUGUCUGCUGACCAGUGUGAACUGUAUAAAAGUUAAAUGGGGAGCUGUUCUUCAGGUCAUCUCCACCGUACCCAAAGUUCUGGCUCUGAUCGUCAUUGUCAUGACAGGCCUGGUUAAGCUCGCACAAGGUUGUGACCAGAAUUUUGAGGACUCAUUCAGAGGCUCUAAGCUGGAUGCCGGUAACAUUUCCUUGGCUCUGUACUCUGCACUCUAUUCUUACUCUGGCUGGGACACUCUCAACUUCAUCACAGAGGAGCUCAAGAACCCAGAGAGAAAUCUGCCGCUGUCCAUCGCCAUUUCCAUGCCCGUUGUCAUGGUGAUCUACAUCCUGACCAACAUGGCUUACUAUGUGGUCAUGGAUGUGGACAAAGUGAUCAGCAGUGAUGCUGUUGCUGUUACAUUUGCAGAUGAGGUAUUGGGCUGGGGUCGCUGGCUGAUCCCUCUGUCUGUGGCCAUUUCCUGCUAUGGGGGCCUUAACUCCUCCAUCAUCGCUGCCUCCAGGUUGUAUUUUGUUGGUUCUAGAGAAGGUCAUCUACCUAAUGUCCUGUCCAUGAUCCAUGUUCGGCGCUUCACCCCAAUUCCUGCCCUGCUUUUUAAUGGUGCCAUAUCACUGAUCUACCUCUGUGUUGAAGAUGUUUUCCAGUUGAUAAAUUACUGCAGUUUUGACUACUGGUUGUUCGUUGGCCUGUCGGUUGCCAGCCAGAUCUACCUUCGCAUAAAAGCACCUGAAAUGCCGCGACCUGUGAAGCUGUCUUUGUUUUUUCCAGUGGUCUUCUGUCUGUGCAGCAUUUUCCUGGUGGUUGUACCUCUCUACAGUGACACCACAAACUCUUUGAUAGGAAUUGCUGUGGCACUGUCUGGGGUACCAGUCUAUUACGUCUACGUCUAUCUGCCGCCCACUUCCAGACCAACCAUCCUCGGCAAAAUCCUCAAUACAAUCUCUCUCUUCACUCAGAAGUUGUUUCUGUGCUGUGUGACCUCACCUGACUUUGACCUGGACAACGUAAACCCUGAAAAAACUGAAUGAUGGAGCUGCCAAACAUAGCCAGGGUGAAGUACGAUACUGGCAGAGAGGAACGUGACAAAACUUCUGUUUUACUGUUUUGUCGUUUUUCCGUGAUACACACUGAUAAUGGAGCAGCCGUUUACUGCCAUAGACUGUGAAACACAUCCACAUAUUAUGUUGUGCAGUGUUUGCUGUGUAGUGGCACCGACACGUGCUUUUGUGCACUACGUGUCACAUGCACACACAAACUGGACACAGUCUGUGUUGAAGAGUGAGGAAAGACACCCAGACAACCCAGAAGAAGUUAUAGGCUUCUGUGGCUGUGAUUGGAGAUAUU
Thalassophryne amazonica is the source of this 1909-nucleotide messenger RNA. Its product is annotated as Y+L amino acid transporter 2-like. The transcript has 11 exons. Gene Ontology annotation, biological process: amino acid transmembrane transport. NCBI's taxonomy places the organism in Eukaryota, Metazoa, Chordata, Actinopteri, Batrachoidiformes, Batrachoididae. The coding region runs from base 124 to 1593 and encodes 489 amino acids. The record is from RefSeq and is a predicted model, not a curated record. Gene Ontology annotation, cellular component: membrane. Gene Ontology annotation, molecular function: basic amino acid transmembrane transporter activity; L-amino acid transmembrane transporter activity.